AUGGAGCUGUCAGUCGACGUUCACUCGACCGACGUCUUUCUCUUCCCCUCCAAAAGACAGCGUCACCAGUCGUCGUCCGAAGUGUCGUCCUCUUCAGCAGCAGCACCAGAGACCGCAUCGUCAUCACUAGCGUUGACGCCGUUCACGUCGACAUCGUCAUCAGGCGCCACCACAUCCAGCUACGAUGGCGAGGCGCCUGCUUACAGUGAGGUCGAAGACAUGAACGCCUUCACUUCGACCAAUCUGUCCAACGACGACCACGCGCUGCUCUACGCCUACGUCGACAUUCGCUUCCCCGCUUCCAGCUCAUGCUCCUCUGGUAUCCGUAACCGCCUCAAGAGCUUGACGCUCACACUCUCGGGACACGAGAGUAUCUCGUUCCCGCGUGGUGGCCUCGAGCCUAAUCAGACCUACUUUAACGAAAAGUCGAUCGACGAGGCGCUCGAGGUAUAUUACUUUGAGCCGGGCAAGACGUACAGGUUCGAGCGAACCUUUUUUAUCGACCACAACGCGGCGCCGUUUCAGCGAAGCCAGUGGGGGCUCAACAACCAGAAGCUGGUCGCCAAAGCGACGUUCCACGGGCUAUUGUCCAAAUCCAUGACGGCCACCAAGAAAGUCUACUUUGUCGACUGCCAGAACGACGAGGGCAACGACAUGAUUGUUUGGGACAAGGACGUCAGGACGCAUGCCGACGGUAUUGGUCCCUUCAGUCUACGCAACCGAUCCGAAGUGUUUACCGUCGGCGGCUAUUUGCGCACCAACCUGGAUCUCCUCAGUCCACUCGAAGGUGUCAGCAUCGUAGGUUUUCGAGCGUCGGUCGAGAUACGGUCGACGUUGGCAUCGCGACGCGAGAGACCAGGGUACGUCGAGACGGUCAAACCGAAAAAAGUGCCGUUCCUCUCGCUCGAUCGCCGCCAAGUCGAGGAGCUCUUCCGCACCAAAAAGCUUCAGGGAGGCGGUGAAGGUGUUGCGCCUAACGGUGAAUGCUACCCCUCGCUCGAGGUUGUCUCGCGCCUCCCGGACGACAACAAGAUCCGACCUAGCACGGUCGACGGGAACAACGCCGCCAUCCGCUUCCGCAACUUCAUCGACUACGAGAUCGACUUCAUCGAUGGCGAAUAUCGUACUUCCGCACUAGCAGACCAGGACGACGAGCUGAUCUACGUCGACGACCAGAAGAUGAAGCGCUUCCACGUCUCGAUCCCCGUCUUUCUCAACUCUUGUGGCUGUCGACCGGACUCACUCAACCUGCCUUCGUAUGCCUGCGAAGACCCGAUGCCCGCUGAGUGCAUUCUCGAGAAGAAGGCACAGCUGAAAUUGCUGCACGACAAGCAGACCGAUCCUUCGGCUUUCCCUUGUAUCUGCACUUUUACGCUCGAAUCGCUCUUGGAGGUCGAAAAAAAAUCCCUGGCCGCCAGCCCAAUCAGCAGCGGUGCUAGCUGUUCCCCUUUGACGGAAGAACUGGACCCUUUGCCAAGGUACAAGUAUCUCGAGUCGUCGUAA
Sporisorium graminicola is the source of this 1503-nucleotide messenger RNA. RefSeq lists its product as uncharacterized. The transcript has a single exon. The coding region runs from base 1 to 1503 and encodes 500 amino acids. The record is from RefSeq and is a predicted model, not a curated record. Lineage: Eukaryota; Fungi; Basidiomycota; Ustilaginomycetes; Ustilaginales; Ustilaginaceae.